AUGACAGGGGACGAUCUGAUAGGGCACCACCAGCCGCACCUGCCAAACCAGCACCAGCCAAGGACACCAUCACCCGCAGGACCAGAGCCGCCUAAGACGGCCGCAACUACCCCAGUUACAGCACCGGAAGCAACAUCUCCAGGUAAGGCCACAUGUCCUGGUAGUAACGGAACAUCUACAGGUGUCUCCAUUAGUUGUGCGACUACGUCGGAUGAAGCACUGGGCGAGACAGAGAAAGUCAAAAAACUCCUGCAGCAGGCAGACAAGAACAAGGCAGAUCAAUCGGAGCCGCGCGGCGGCCCCACCAGCGGCGAAGCGUCCACAGCAGGUACUGAACACGGUGCAGGAGGAGGUCCAGGAGCACCAGGAGGAGGUGGGGGAGGAAGUGGAAGUUCCUCAUCCUCAGGACCCGGUUCUACUGGUGACCAAAACCCAACUUCCACAACACCCGGAUCCUCGGACCCUGUGAAUCCAGGUUCCUCCGGUACUAGCUCAACUGGACACACGAAUAAAGAGAACGUUGAGGCAAAAGGAACCCACGAGGAUAAAUUACCUGCGGAUGCCCCCAUCAACCCUUCCGUGCCACCCGGCCUCACAUGGGAACAUGUCAAGUGGUACAUCCCCGCGAUCAUUCCCGCGGUGGUUGGUAUUGGCGUCCUUGCCUUUUUCCUCUGGAAGUACUUUGCGUACCUCGCCAAACGACGACGAACAUAUCGAACCGUGCGUGACGUGCCGUCACCGCCACUCGACGAAGACAUAUUGCAACAUCUACAACGCGGCGAGCCGCCGCCACCCGAUUAUGGGUACACCAUGAUUAGGGAUAGGCACCCUGCGUCAACAUCCGAACGCCGCGGACCACGCCCACCACGCGUGCAUACACGCACGAUCAUUGAGCUACAUCUAGAAGUGCUCAACGAAUGUGAAGCCACCGAAUGGGAAAACGUCAAAGACGAUUUUUACGGGAUACUCGUUGAAGAGUUUAUGGGGGGCAACAACGGACAUAGUAGUUCCUUGGAUGCUCCUACCACAAACCAGGCUUUAUCACGGAACAAUGUUUCCACCAUCCUCGAUCCAUCCACUGACUCCGCACAAACGGACCCUUGUCGACCUCAUGACCCCGAUCCAUGGAGUUGUAUGGAAAAUAUCGACUUAGAUGCAGAACAGAAUGCUCAUUCCGACCACGGUGACGCGACGUCCGACCACACUAAUUGGAUUAACUGGAUUGACCGCAACAAGCAUCUAUUGCAGGACUGCACGACGCAGCCAUGGUUUAAUGCCCUCAAAUCGGAAUGGAAACAAUAUUAUCAACAAUAUGCGCCAAACGAAGCAUCUGGUGUGAACAGGACAGCCGCAACCAUGGAAAGCAGGAAAUUUGAUGCAUGGAAAGAAUGGGUUGCAAAGCAACAUGCGCUUAUGAAUACAUAUAGUGAGGAGCCCUGGUUCCAACACCUAUGGAGUAAUAUCGCGCAGACAGGAGUAGUAACAGAGGAAGACGGCAUGCCGGAACAGAUACGAACGGUGCAAGGAGUGAGUCACAUACACACAGUAGAUGAAAAACCGACCACAUUUGUAACAGACCAGGGGCCACCUGUAGAAAAAGGCUUAAAAGUAGAAGAAGCACUGGAAGGCGGAUCAGCUUUGAAAGUGCGACAUUUACCACAACAGCAACUGCAUCCGCAACCUUACAUGAAACAACCGUUAACCGCGCAAACAUGGAUACUGAUCCUGGCAUUAGUCAUAGAACAGUGCGAGCUCGAGAGUAGCAUGCAAGAGAAGGAGUUAUAUGUGGAUGAUCUAUUGCAGCAGCUGUGCAAUUAG
Plasmodium fragile is the source of this 1818-nucleotide messenger RNA. RefSeq lists its product as uncharacterized. The record is from RefSeq and is a predicted model, not a curated record. NCBI's taxonomy places the organism in Eukaryota, Apicomplexa, Aconoidasida, Haemosporida, Plasmodiidae. The transcript is spliced from 3 exons. Bases 1 to 1818 code for a protein of 605 amino acids.